Molecule: messenger RNA, 552 nt
Organism: Paraglomus brasilianum
Lineage: Eukaryota; Fungi; Glomeromycota; Glomeromycetes; Paraglomerales; Paraglomeraceae
Source: the annotation of a GenBank genome assembly
AUGACAAACAAGAUCGCCGCCAAAGUGGCAGUCGCAACCCGGCUUGAGCAAAGUCUACAUCUCAGAGACUCGCCGCCAAAGUGGCAGUCGCGAAGUACACUGUCAUUUUCCACCUUUCAGGUACCCGCCGCCAAAGUGGCAGUCGCAAAGUACACUGUCAUUUUCACCCUUGGGUACUUCGCCGCCAAAGUGGCAGUCGCGAAGUACUUCUGUCAUCAGGCACCCGCCGCCAAAGUGGCAGUCACGAAGUACUCUGUCAUUUUCACCUUUGGGUACCCGCCCAAUGCAGUCAGGCAUAUUACCAAAUUUGGUGUGGUCAUGGAAAUCAAUUUCGAAUAUUCCAUGAAAUUUGAUUGGCUCUAUUACACAAAAACACUCUCUUCUAUAUACUAUAGCAACACCAAACAAAUUAUUAUUGUCGUUAUGCACUCACCUAUCGAGCUCGUCGCAAAAGUUUAUAUAAGAGAUAAACUGAGUUUACAAAAGUCAUCAGGGAAUACUCGCCCUAUUCCUGUCAGUACUAAUGAAGAGCGUCAUCAAUCAACUGAAUAG